AUGAAUACAACUCAAACUUAUAAAAUGAAGGAGAAUACAACGGAGCACGGCGAUAAUAAAGCAAAGUCUACGCCUAUUGCUAUGGUGGCACCAGAACUGAAACAGAAUGCGGAUGCUGACACAGAAAUAACUAAAGCCUGUGCUGUGUUGGGAUGUGAAGACUUCAAGAAUUUGGAUGCUGAGUCUUUUUUUAGGUUUCCAGAGGAUGCAAACCUAAGACAGAUAUGGACAGACCUGACGGGUCGGAACAACUGGACUCCAACGGACUACUCAUAUAUUUGUAUGCAACACUUCUCCAUCGACUGCUUCAAGUGUGAUGAGAAUGAUCAGAUGGUGUUAGUGGAUAAAGCUGUUCCGUCUCUUAAGUUACCUAGACAUGUUUUAGAGGUUGAAUAUAUAGAUGAGGAAACAUUAGACAAUGAAGAAGAAGAUUACAUGUCUACUGAUGAGGACGACGAGAAAGCCAACAAUACUUCCUUAGAUCUAAACAUACCUCAGAAAGAACUAGAUAGCAUUGAGCUGCUCAAACUAUUCUCUGAAGUACAAAGGCUUCAGAGACAGGCUGUAGGCCUAAAAGACAAACUGAAAUACAACAUGAAAGUACAUAACAGACAGAAUAGAUUUCUGAAGAGAAUAAAGGAGAUAAUAGAGAUGAAGAAGAAGGUUUUGAACCAGAAACGCAAGAAAAAAUGCAGGAUCCUCCUGUCAUUACAGGAUAAAAUCAAGGAGGAUACAACAGGGCUGGUCUUAGCUAUGCCCAUGCGACAGACAGAAGACUUGAAAAACUUCGCUCUAAGUAUCUACAAAUACUCCCCACAAGCGUACAUUUAUAUUAGGAACACACUACGAACGAUGUUGCCAAGUACUGAGAUUCUUGAUGCAUGGAUCACAGCGGGUUACCAGCCUAAAAAUGUUAUUUCCAAUAGCAACCUGAUUAAAGUGGUUGCUGAACAAACAGAGACACAACUUUCAUGUAAAGUUAUGAUAGGAUAA
Molecule: messenger RNA, 993 nt
Organism: Spodoptera littoralis (African cotton leafworm)
Lineage: Eukaryota; Metazoa; Arthropoda; Insecta; Lepidoptera; Noctuidae
Source: the annotation of a GenBank genome assembly